AUGGAGAAAAACAAUGAAACUUCUGGGGGAGAUUUUAUUUUGCUUGGAUUUUCAGACCAGCCACAAUUGGAGGUAAUUCUUUUUGUGGUAGUCUUAAUAUCCUAUCUUCUGACACUUCUGGGCAACACAGCCAUCAUCCUGCUCUCCUAUCUGGACUCCAAACUCCACACUCCUAUGUAUUUCUUUCUUACAAAUCUCUCCUUUCUUGACCUUUGCUUUACUACUAGUGUUGUCCCUCAGUUAUUGUGGAAUCUGAAGGGACCAGCCAAGACCAUCACAGCCACUGGCUGUGUCAUACAACUCUAUGUGUCUCUCUCUUUGGGUUCCACUGAAUGUGUGCUCCUUACUAUCAUGGCAUUUGACCGCUAUGUGGCCGUCUGCAGGCCUCUCAAUUACAUUACUAUCAUGCAUCCAUCAUUUUGCAAGUCCUUAGCAGGAGUAGCAUGGCUGAGUGGAGUAGGAAACACUCUCAUUCAGAGCACCAUCAUCCUUCACCUUCCCCGAUGUGGGCAUCGCCAUCUCCAUCACUUCUUGUGUGAGAUUCCUGCUAUGAUCAAGUUGGCAUGUGUUGACAUUCAUGCAAAUGAAGUCCAGCUCUUUGUGGGCACAUUGGUCCUGAUCCUUCUUCCUAUGGCAUUGAUCUUAGUAUCCUAUGGACUAAUUGUUCAAGCUGUGGUAAAAAUUAAGUCAGUCCAAGCAUGGCGGAAAGCCUUAGGGACAUGUGGCUCCCAUCUAAUAGUGGUGUCUCUCUUUUUUGGGACCAGCUCUGUCAUAUAUAUCCAACCACAGAGAUCCUAUGGCCAUAGCCAGGGCAAGUUUCUCACACUCUUUUAUACAGUUGUGACUCCAACCCUCAAUCCCCUUAUAUAUACUCUGAGGAACAAAGAUGUUAAAGGAGCUCUGAGGAGAUUGCUAAGGAAAGAACAAAAUUUAUAA
Chrysochloris asiatica (Cape golden mole) is the source of this 936-nucleotide messenger RNA. RefSeq names its product olfactory receptor 2G3-like. The transcript has a single exon. Bases 1 to 936 code for a protein of 311 amino acids. Gene Ontology annotation, cellular component: membrane. NCBI's taxonomy places the organism in Eukaryota, Metazoa, Chordata, Mammalia, Afrosoricida, Chrysochloridae. Gene Ontology annotation, molecular function: olfactory receptor activity; G protein-coupled receptor activity. Gene Ontology annotation, biological process: G protein-coupled receptor signaling pathway. The record is from RefSeq and is a predicted model, not a curated record.